AUGGGAUCGUGCCUCUCCGCUUCUCCUUCUUCUGAUCCUUCUUCUUCUUCUUCUUCUUCUCAAUUAUCAUAUGAUUAUAGUAUGGAAAUGCGGUUGCACAGAGUUCCUGGCAGACUCUUCUUGAAUGGUUCAUCUCAGGUUGCAUCCUUGUUCUGUAAGCAAGGCAGAAAAGGGAUCAACCAGGAUGCUGUCCUUCUUUGGGAGAACUUUUGUUCAAAGGAGGAUACCAUUUUUUGUGGUGUUUUUGAUGGGCAUGGACCUUAUGGCCAUAUGGUUGCAAAGAAAGUCAGGGAUUCUUUACCUUUAAAGCUUAUUGCUCAAUUGGAUUUGCAUCCUAACAACAAAGAUCCUACUACUGCCACACUCACAGAAUCCUUUCUGAAGGCUUGUAAGCUUAUAGACAAAGAACUCAAACUCCACCAUCUUAUUCAUUGCUAUUGCAGUGGGACUACAGCAGUUACCUUGGUCAAGCAGGGGCACGACCUUGUUAUUGCAAAUGUCGGGGACUCCAGAGCUGUAUUGGGUACCCGAGAUCAUGAAGAUUCCCUUAUUCCUGUUCAGUUGACCACCGACCUUAAACCAAAUCUUCCAAGGGAAGCAGAGAGGAUAAGGCUUUGUAAAGGAAGGGUGUUUGCCCUUGAGAAUGAACCUCAGGUUGCUCGAGUUUGGCUGCCAAACGUUGAUUCCCCAGGGCUUGCUAUGGCAAGGACAUUUGGAGAUUUUUGCCUGAAGGAAUUUGGAGUGAUUUCUGUUCCCGAUGUCUCAUAUCACCGCCUCACUGAAAAGGAUGAAUUUGUUGUAUUAGCAACAGAUGGGGUUUGGGAUGUUUUAUCAAACAAAGAAGUUGUGGGCAUAGUGGCAUCUGUUCCACGGUCUUCUGCAGCUCGAAUACUGGUUGAGUCAGCUGUUCAAGCAUGGAUGACCAAGCUUCCCACUUCUAAGGUUGAUGAUUGCUCAGUAGUUUGCCUCUUCUUUGAUUCUAAUUCAGACUUUAAAUCACAACGUAAAAAUUUGAUGAUUGGAGGAGUGAAACCUGAACAAAAGCAGCAAUAG
Gastrolobium bilobum is the source of this 1053-nucleotide messenger RNA. RefSeq names its product probable protein phosphatase 2C 33. The transcript has 5 exons. Bases 1 to 1053 code for a protein of 350 amino acids. The record is from RefSeq and is a predicted model, not a curated record. Gene Ontology annotation, molecular function: protein serine/threonine phosphatase activity. Gene Ontology annotation, biological process: protein dephosphorylation. Lineage: Eukaryota; Viridiplantae; Streptophyta; Magnoliopsida; Fabales; Fabaceae.